AUUAGCAUCACGGAAUAAUCGGGAACUUAUUCGUUUGCCAAAUCGGUGAUUCGUGGAUAUGAGCUUUAUCGUUAUCGUGCCGUUGAUAAGAGGAAAACAGAUGCGUGUUACAGUUUUAUUUGCGUUACCGAUUGCCUCGUGCCGUACUUGGGAUUCCUAUGUGGCACCUGCCACAUUGUAGAUGAAUAGAACUCACGCACGCGUAACAAUUCGCUUGAAGCAAUGCGCAACGUGUUGCAAUAUUGUCUCGUAAUUAACGUAGUAUUGUCUUAAUCGGCGCUCGUGAGAAGUCAAAUAAGUAUAUCUGAUACAGAUAAAGCGCAAAUUUAAAAGAUCCAAGAAAAGAUUUCAAUUUUAAUCUAAACGUGGUUCAGUGUGCAUUUAUAUGUAUGUAUGUACAUGUAUAUAUAUUUAUAUGUGUGUUGAUGAUUAAACAUUUUGUGAAAACUUGUUAUUAUAAGAUGAAGUUCCGUGCAUUGUUAUCGUUUAUUCUGAUGGUGAAUCUAUAUUUUAUGAAGACAUGCCUGAGCGUUGAUACGAAGAUUUUAAGCUUGUGCACAGCUCAAAGUACCUGUGAGAAUUGUUUAGAAGCAAGUUUGGCUUGUGCUUGGUGCAGCGACUGGUCAUACUCAAAUUCUACGUAUGGCAAACCGAGGUGCAAUGUACCGGAGCGACUGCGUGCAUUUGGCUGUCCGGAUGCGGAAAUACGCGCGUCACCGCCAGGAUCACUCCGGGUACUGGCGGACAUAGACUUCCAGGACGUCUCUAAUGACCGUACGGUACAGCCAAUACAACUGAGACCGCAGAAACUGCAACUGAAACUCAGACCGCGCUCCAUUCAAGCGGUGACGAUUCAGUACAGACCGGCUAAAAAUUAUCCAUUGGAUCUCUAUUAUCUCAUGGAUCUUACAUGGUCGAUGAAAGACGAUAAAGAAACUCUGGUAGGAUUAGGUUGGAAGAUGGCUAAUACACUUGGUACAUUUACCACGAAUUUUCGACUUGGUUUUGGAAGCUACGCCGAUAAGCCUUUGAUGCCAUAUAUUUUUCCAAAACACGAAGAAAAUCCAUGUAAAAGUGAAAAUGCAGUCUGUAAGCCGUUAUAUUCUUUUUGGCAUCAUUUGGAACUCACUGACAACAUACCGAGAUUUAUUCACGAAGUAAAUUAUAGUUCGGUAACCGGUAAUGUGGAUAAUCUGGAGGGCGGUCUCGAUGGGAUUGUACAAGUAAUCGUUUGCGAUCAAGUUGGUUGGGCUCAUCAAGCGCGGAAACUGAUGCUAGUAGCGACCGAUGGAUUCUUGCACUUCGCUGGCGAAGGAAAGCUAGGGGGAGCAAUAGAACGCCAAGACUUUCAGUGUCACAUUGACGAACGUGGACAGUAUUCCUUGGCAAAAAAAUAUGAUUACCCUUCUUUGGCAGAGAUAUCCAGAUUGUUACAUGAGCACAAAGUCAAUCUGAUCUUUGCCGUGACAGAAGACCGUCGUUAUGAAUACAAAUUAAUUGCUGACUUGCUGAAAGAGCAAGCUAGGGUCGCAACUCUGACACGUAACAGUUCCAACAUCCUCGAGAUCAUCGAGAGUGCUUACCACGAAAUAGUGAGUAAAGUAGUGCUGCGCGACAAUGCGACUGGCCCGUUACAUCUUAAGUAUCUGUCUGCGUGUGGAAGUAAGACAAACGUGGAAUUAAAUACGUCCGAGUGCGAUGAUAUACAAGAAGGUCAGAUAUAUGAAUUUAAAGUCUUCAUAACAGCUGAUGAAUGUCCGAGAAACAAUAGUUUGUGGAGACAAACAAUAGUGAUUGACGACGCGUUAGCGUCCGAAGCGUCUGAAGUGCAGAUCGAAGUUGAACUUUUGUGCGGAUGCGAUUGUAAAAACAUAAAAAGUUCAUACUGCGAGCAUGGAGUCAAUGAGUGCGGUAUAUGCAAAUGCGACUUCGGAUGGUCUGGAGAUAUUUGCGACUGUGACGAGAGUUCUUUCACAGAUAAUAAGCUACAAUGCAUCAACAGAGGGGAGAUUUGCUCAAAUAGAGGCGAAUGCAUUUGUGGUAUUUGUAGUUGCGAUAAGGGAUACAAUGGCCACUUCUGCGAAUGUUCUCCUUGCGAUAAAAUCGACGGAAUCGAAUGUGGCGGUCGGGGCAUAUGCGAAUGUGGUGUUUGCAACUGCUUGGACGGAUGGAAGGGCAAUGGUUGUCAAUGCCCGUCCGGUAAUGAACUUUGUAUUGCUCCUGGCAGCAAAAACAUAUGCGCUGAACAUGGAUAUUGUGAUUGUGGACAAUGCCGAUGCAACGAGACAGCUGCCGAUGGUCUAUAUUAUCGAGGCACAUACUGCGAAUCGUCCGCGAGCGCAGGUGGCAGUGGACUUUGUAUCCUUUACAACUCUUGCGUGAACGUCACGGUCGAAUAUCCGGAGAAAGCGGAAGAACUAUGUCAGACUAAUACGACUCUUUACAAAACCGAACGAGUGGACACGGUGAAUAUAGAUGAUGAGCAUUACUGUUUUGUGAGGUCAAUACAAGAUAGAACUGUCUGCACCACACCUUAUAUAUAUGAAUUUCAACUGGAUAAAACAGUUAUUUUGAGAAUCGCUGACAAGACUUGUCGUACGUUAAUGCACGCCGCGUUCAUUCCCGGAAUCAUUUUUGGUGCUGUAUUACUACUUGGAAUUACUGGCUUAUUGAUAUGGAAAUUUUGGACUUCGGUACAAGAUCGUAGAGAAUACGCAAAAUUUGAGCAAGAACGACAAAAAACGGUUUACGCUUUAGACGAGAAUCCGCUUUUCCGUCCAGCUACUACUCGAUUUAGAGUGCCUUCUAUGUACAAGGACGAUUGAAAAUUAUUAAUAAUACUAAUGGUUAAUAAUAAUAUAAUAAUAUUAAUAUAUUAUACAUAAAAAAAACAUCUCUGGUAAAUACGCCCGAUCAA
Messenger RNA from Monomorium pharaonis (pharaoh ant), 2917 nucleotides. It is a transcript of the gene Itgbn, whose product is annotated as integrin beta-nu. NCBI's taxonomy places the organism in Eukaryota, Metazoa, Arthropoda, Insecta, Hymenoptera, Formicidae. Gene Ontology annotation, biological process: cell migration; cell adhesion mediated by integrin; integrin-mediated signaling pathway. Bases 390 to 2825 code for a protein of 811 amino acids. The record is from RefSeq and is a predicted model, not a curated record. Gene Ontology annotation, cellular component: focal adhesion; integrin complex; cell surface. The transcript has 12 exons. Gene Ontology annotation, molecular function: integrin binding.